UUUUUUUUUUUUUUCAAACCAUCUAUAUAUUUCAUAUAUAUCUUCAAAAAAGAAGAGGAAAAAAAAAAUUGCUUAGAGAAUGAGAGAAAUUCUUCAUAUCCAAGCAGGGCAAUGCGGCAACCAGAUUGGUGGCAAGUUUUGGGAAGUCGUUUGUGAUGAACAUGGGAUUGAUGCCACAGGAAACCACAGUGGCAGCUCUCAUGUUCAGCUCGAGAGGGUCAAUGUUUACUACAAUGAGGCCAGUGGUGGCAGGUACGUCCCGAGAGCUGUCCUCAUGGACCUUGAACCUGGGACUAUGGACAGUUUGAGGACUGGACCAUAUGGGAAGAUUUUCAAGCCUGACAACUUUGUUUUCGGCCAAAAUGGUGCCGGAAACAAUUGGGCUAAGGGCCAUUAUACUGAAGGAGCUGAGCUGAUUGAUUCUGUUCUUGAUGUUGUUCGAAAGGAAGCAGAGAACUGUGAUUGCUUACAAGGAUUUCAAAUAUGCCAUUCACUUGGAGGAGGCACCGGAUCAGGAAUGGGGACUCUGCUGAUAUCUAAGAUCAGGGAAGAGUACCCUGAUAGAAUGAUGCUGACAUUCUCAGUCUUCCCUUCUCCAAAGGUCUCUGACACAGUUGUUGAGCCCUACAAUGCCACACUCUCAGUUCACCAACUGGUUGAGAAUGCCGAUGAAUGCAUGGUCCUGGACAAUGAAGCACUCUACGAUAUUUGUUUCAGAACACUCAAGCUCACAAAUCCAAGCUUUGGUGAUUUGAACCACCUGAUUUCAACAACCAUGAGUGGAGUAACAUGUUGCCUUCGUUUCCCUGGCCAACUUAAUUCUGAUCUGAGAAAGCUAGCGGUGAACUUAAUUCCAUUCCCACGCCUACACUUCUUCAUGGUUGGAUUUGCACCCUUAACUUCAAGAGGAUCGCAGCAAUACAGAGCACUCACCAUUCCGGAGCUCACGCAACAAAUGUGGGACGCCAAGAACAUGAUGUGCGCUGCUGAUCCACGCCACGGUAGAUACCUGACAGCCUCAGCAAUGUUCCGAGGCAAAAUGAGCACCAAAGAGGUUGAUGAGCAGAUGAUCAAUGUGCAAAACAAGAACUCAUCAUUCUUUGUCGAGUGGAUCCCAAAUAAUGUAAAAUCAAGUGUUUGUGACAUUCCACCAACAGGGUUGGCAAUGUCUUCGACAUUUAUGGGGAAUUCAACAUCGAUUCAAGAGAUGUUUAGGCGUGUUUCCGAGCAGUUUACAGUCAUGUUUAGGAGGAAGGCUUUCUUGCAUUGGUACACUGGUGAAGGAAUGGAUGAAAUGGAGUUCACUGAGGCUGAAAGUAACAUGAAUGAUUUGGUUUCUGAAUAUCAGCAGUAUCAAGAUGCUGCAGCCUCUGGUGAUGAAGACUAUGAUGAUGAUCAAGAGGCGGUUCUGGAAAGCUAAGAUUUGAAGAGGGCUUGAAUAUUAAAAUUAUUGCAUUUAUUUAUGUUCUUUCCAUGGUGAUUGUGAGUAAGGUCUUGCACCAUAAUAUCACUAUUGGUGAUCUUAUACUGUAUGUAAAGUGUUAAAUAUUGAUGUUUCUAUACGAAUAUAUGGCGUGUUUUUUUUUCUUUUUUAA
Coffea eugenioides is the source of this 1595-nucleotide messenger RNA. Its product is annotated as tubulin beta chain-like. Gene Ontology annotation, molecular function: GTPase activity; structural constituent of cytoskeleton; GTP binding. The record is from RefSeq and is a predicted model, not a curated record. Bases 80 to 1420 code for a protein of 446 amino acids. Gene Ontology annotation, cellular component: cytoplasm; microtubule. NCBI's taxonomy places the organism in Eukaryota, Viridiplantae, Streptophyta, Magnoliopsida, Gentianales, Rubiaceae. The transcript is spliced from 3 exons. Gene Ontology annotation, biological process: microtubule cytoskeleton organization; mitotic cell cycle.